Messenger RNA from Lontra canadensis (Northern American river otter), 1399 nucleotides. RefSeq names its product dynein axonemal light intermediate chain 1 (gene DNALI1). Bases 52 to 825 code for a protein of 257 amino acids. The record is from RefSeq and is a predicted model, not a curated record. Gene Ontology annotation, cellular component: filopodium; axoneme. NCBI's taxonomy places the organism in Eukaryota, Metazoa, Chordata, Mammalia, Carnivora, Mustelidae. Gene Ontology annotation, molecular function: dynein heavy chain binding. The transcript is spliced from 6 exons.
CAAGGCGCACACUUGAGGGGCAGCAGCCGGGCUACUACCCGCGUCACCGCCAUGAUCCCCCCUGCGGACUCUCUGCUCAAGUAUGACACCCCGGUGCUGGUGAGCCGGAAUACGGAAAAGCGGAGCCCCAAAGCACGGCCACUGAAAGUCAGCCCCCAGCAGCCUGGACCCUCCGGUCCAGUCCCACAGCCACCAAAGACCAAGCUCCCCUCAACUUCUGUCCCAGAUCCUACAAAGCAGGCAGAAGAAAUCUUAAAUGCCAUCCUACCCCCAAGGGAGUGGGUGGAGGACACCCUGCUGUGGAUCCAGCAGGUGUCCAGCACCCCCAGCACCAGGAUGGAUGUGGUGCAUCUCCAGGAGCAGCUGGACCUGAAGCUGCAGCAGCGGCAGGCCAGGGAGACCGGCAUCUGCCCCGUGCGCAGGGAGCUCUACUCACAGUGCUUCGAUGAGCUGAUCCGAGAGGUGACCAUCAACUGUGCGGAGAGGGGGCUGCUGUUGCUUCGAGUCCGGGACGAGAUCCGCAUGACCAUUGCCGCCUACCAGACCUUGUAUGAGAGCAGUGUGGCCUUUGGCAUGAGGAAGGCGCUGCAGGCUGAACAGGGGAAGUCAGACAUGGAGAGGAAAAUUGCAGAAUUGGAAGCAGAAAAGAAAGAUUUGGAGAGGCAAGUGAACGAGCAGAAAGCCAAGUGUGAGGCCAUCGAGAAGCGGGAGGUUGAGAGGAGACUGGUAGAGGAGAAGAAGCACAAUGAGGAGAUUCAGUUCCUCAAGCGGACGAACCAGCAGCUAAAGGCCCAACUGGAAGGCAUUAUUGCACCAAAAAAGUGAUCAUUUCCACAUGGGUCUCGGCGAGCACUGCUACCCCAUCCUAAAAGCGUUGUAAUAAAAAAAGCUAGUUUCCUGAGUGAACAGGCCAUACCCUCCCCCGAACCCCCAUCUACAUGUUUGUCAGAAGUCACACGUUGCCCCAGUGGCAUGAAUACAGGUCUGGCAGCCAGGCUCCUGGCUGGGCUGUAGAAGGCAGUGCAGCCAACGGUCUCUGUACGUGGCCAGCCUUGGGAUUUGCCAACUCAGAAAGUAAGGCCUUUUGCCAUAUCCCUUGCAGGUGAAACAACUGCCUUCCCACCACUGCUCCCUCCUCCCAACUACUCCUAGCCAAAUGGGCCGCCUCCCUGUCCUAUCUCUGGUCCGUGAUGCAUCUUGUACCUGACCUUGGGCUGCUGUGGCCUCGGUCUUUCCCUUGAGGUCUUUCACCAUCCCCACCCUAGUGCAGUUGUAGUGACUGCUGCAGGAGCUGUGCUUUUAUAUGAGGUCAUUUUACGCCUGCCCAACAUGCCCACCACAGCCUCUUCCCUAGUCUCAGGCUGCCCAGGUGAGGCAAUGGCAGAGUCAAAGCCAUGGC